AUGAAAUUCAAUUGCAAAGUUAGCUCAAACCCAAGCAAAGCCAGAAAAGCUCUUUACACUGCUAAUGCUUCCCAAAGAGCUCUCAUAAUGAGUGCUAGACUCUCUAAAGAACUCAGAGAAAAGUAUAAUGUUAUUGCCAUCCCAAUUCACAAGGACGACGAAGUUAAAAUCAUUAAGGGACAUCAAAAAGUUGCUGGAAAAGUUACUGCUGUUAGAAGAAGCAAAUAUGUUAUCAAUAUUGAUAAAUUAACUAAGACUAAAGCUAAUGGACAAACUGUUCCAAUCGCUAUUAGACCAUCUAAUGUUAUUAUUACUAAAUUAUUCUUAAAUAAGGAUCGUGAAGCAUACCUUGCCAAGAAAGCUGAAAGUAGAAAAUCAUAUAAGGAACUCGUUGCUAAGAGAAACGAAGAAGUAGCUAAAGUCUUUACUGCUGCUUAUCCAGCUCUUACUAUGGAUAUUUUCGGAAAGAAAGUUGAACCAAUUACUGAAAAGAAAUCAAUUAGAAUUCCAUCAAAGAAAAUGGCUGAAAAACUUAUGUCUAAACCAACCCUUAGAGCUUACAAAACUGGAAUUAAGGUUCAUAAGGCCAAGAAUGCUAUUGCUGCCUACAAAGCUGCUCUUGCUAAGAAAAUCGCUAAAUAA
Messenger RNA from Entamoeba dispar SAW760, 642 nucleotides. Its product is annotated as 60S ribosomal protein L26, putative. Gene Ontology annotation, biological process: ribosomal large subunit biogenesis; cytoplasmic translation. Bases 1 to 642 code for a protein of 213 amino acids. Gene Ontology annotation, cellular component: cytosolic large ribosomal subunit. Gene Ontology annotation, molecular function: RNA binding; structural constituent of ribosome. The record is from RefSeq and is a predicted model, not a curated record. NCBI's taxonomy places the organism in Eukaryota, Evosea, Mastigamoebida, Endamoebidae. The transcript has a single exon.